GACACCGGCGAGCCCUGGUCCCCCCCGCGCCCUAUAUAACCCCGGCCCCGACCGAUAUAAGGGGGCCGGAGCCGCCCCUGGCCGGCUAGUCCUCCUCGCCGCCGCGUCCUGCAGGUGCCCAACCCCACAACGCAGGGAUUCCCCAUCGCCCCAUCCCUGGACCGACUUCCCCCAAAAGGGCACGAGUUUCUCCCCACUGCUGCUGGGAAAGAUGGCCUCGGAGGAGUGGACAGAGCUGGAAGCAGCCAUUCAGAAAAUCGUCUUCAUCUUUCACAAAUGUGCAGCCCAGGAAGGCAAGAAGGGCACACUGACCACCGGCGAAUUCAAGGAGCUGGUGACCACGCAUCUCCCAAACCUCAUGAAGGACGUAGGGGAUCUUGAUGAGAAAAUGAAGAGCUUGGAUGUCAACAAUGACGAGGAGCUGAAAUUCGGGGAGUACUGGAGGCUCAUGGGAGAGCUGGCCAAGGAAAUCAAGAGAGAGCAGAAAGGGAAGAAGUGAAGGGUGUGCCUCUGUGUCCAUGUGUGAGUGAGUGAAGGGGACAGACAAGAGGAGGGAGCAAAGUCUGACCAUCAGUACGUAGGGGUGGGAGUGGGGAAGGAAUAUCCUGGGAUAUAUAAACCCAUGUGGCCAGCUGGAACGUCCAAAUAAAAGCCUUUAUCCUGA
Varanus komodoensis (Komodo dragon) is the source of this 664-nucleotide messenger RNA. RefSeq names its product S100 calcium binding protein A13 (gene S100A13). The transcript has 3 exons. Gene Ontology annotation, biological process: positive regulation of canonical NF-kappaB signal transduction; positive regulation of cell population proliferation. The record is from RefSeq and is a predicted model, not a curated record. The coding region runs from base 212 to 499 and encodes 95 amino acids. Gene Ontology annotation, cellular component: perinuclear region of cytoplasm. Gene Ontology annotation, molecular function: RAGE receptor binding. Lineage: Eukaryota; Metazoa; Chordata; Lepidosauria; Squamata; Varanidae.